CUUUAGGUCUCCCCAAAUAUUCAAUGUAAUUUUUCUUUUUAGAAAUACUGUCAAAACCGAGCACUUGAGAUUUCCAAUAAAAGCUAUGAUAUAUCUUUAAGCGUUUUGAUGCCUGAAGACUUAAUCAAAUUCAGUGAUAUGGAAAUCGGAUAUCUUGUUCGGAAAUGUCAGAGACAAUUCAAAAAGAUGAUGAAAGACUUUGAGGAGAUAAAUCUCAAACACACAUCCUUAACAGAAGAGAACAAACUAUUGAGUGAAGAGAAUCUCAAGUUGACUGAAAGUCGGAAUAGUCAACUGAAUGAGAUCACUCAACUCAAGACUGAAAAUGAAUCUCUCUCUGAAAAGGUAAAAUCCCUUAACAAAGAGCUAGGGAUACUCAAGUCCCAAGAAGUAGUGAACAAGCUGCUUGAAACGACCAAACAUAAGGAUCACAAAGGACUUGGGUUUGACUCCUCUAGUUCCAAAAGGAAAGGGAAGACAACUUUCAUCCCUCCUAAACCUACUGCCAAAUCUAAUAAGCAGAAAGGGAAGGAAAAGGAGAAACCAACAAAAGUUCCCAAAAAGGAAGCCGCUAAGUACCCAGGUGUCUGGUACUUAGACAGUGGCUGCUCAAGACACAUGACGGGUGAUGCGAGCCUUUUGAGCAAUCUAAUUCCCUAUGAUGGUACAAGGGUUACUUUUGGAGGAAGCAACGAUUUUGGCCUUACUAAAGGGCUAGGAAAUCUGGUGUACAAGGGACUAACCAUCCAAGCUGUAUCUUAUGUUGAAGGACUCAAUUAUAACCUUCUUAGCAUAAGUCAGUUUUGUGAUAAAGGUUACUCCUUGGAAUUCUGCAAGGACAUGGCAUCUCUCAAGAACAUCUCCAC
Molecule: messenger RNA, 866 nt
Organism: Cuscuta campestris
Lineage: Eukaryota; Viridiplantae; Streptophyta; Magnoliopsida; Solanales; Convolvulaceae
Source: the annotation of a GenBank genome assembly